Molossus molossus (Pallas's mastiff bat) is the source of this 2222-nucleotide messenger RNA. It is a transcript of the gene DENR, whose product is annotated as density regulated re-initiation and release factor. The transcript has 8 exons. Bases 131 to 727 code for a protein of 198 amino acids. Gene Ontology annotation, biological process: formation of translation preinitiation complex; translation reinitiation. The record is from RefSeq and is a predicted model, not a curated record. Lineage: Eukaryota; Metazoa; Chordata; Mammalia; Chiroptera; Molossidae. Gene Ontology annotation, molecular function: mRNA binding; translation initiation factor activity.
CGGGACCUCGCCGGCAGACGGGCUCUCGGGUGGCCCUGGCCAGACACGAAGAGUUGCAUGUGUCGCUUCAGCCGGCGGUAGUGGCGGGAGUGGAGGCGUCGGCGGCUGUGCGACCGCCUGGGUUUGUGAGAUGGCUGCUGACAUUUCUGAAUCCGGGGGGCAUGAUUGCAGAGGAGACCCCAGAAGCAAUACCAAGCUAGAUGCAGAUUACCCACUCCGAGUCCUUUACUGUGGAGUCUGUUCAUUACCAACAGAGUACUGUGAAUAUAUGCCUGAUGUUGCUAAAUGUAGACAGUGGUUAGAGAAGAAUUUUCCAAAUGAGUUUGCAAAACUUACAGUAGAAAAUUCACCCAAACAAGAAUCUGGGAUUAGUGAGGGUCAAGGAACAGCAGGGGAAGAAGAAGAGAAGAAAAAACAAAAGAGAGGUGGAAGGGGUCAAAUAAAACAAAAAAAGAAGACUGUACCACAAAAGGUUACGAUAGCCAAAAUUCCCAGAGCAAAGAAGAAAUAUGUGACAAGAGUGUGUGGCCUUGCAACUUUCGAAAUUGAUCUUAAAGAAGCACAAAGAUUUUUUGCUCAAAAAUUCUCCUGUGGUGCCUCAGUGACAGGGGAGGAUGAGAUCAUCAUUCAGGGAGACUUUACAGACGACAUCAUUGAUGUCAUUCAGGAAAAAUGGCCAGAGGUAGAUGAUGAUAGCAUCGAAGAUCUUGGAGAAGUGAAGAAGUGAUUUUAAAAGUUUGUCUGUAUUUAAUGGUCUGAACUGAGAGUUGAUACGGCCAAAGGGAGAGAGGCCUUUUGAAAAAAUACAUAUUUAUCCUACAGUAAAACUGUAGACUACCCUCGCCCUCGGCAUUUUCACUGUUCUGUACAAGGCUGCUUGUUUGUUUUUUUUUUAUUGCCAAAGUCUAAUAAACAGGGGAGACUGUCAUGCUUAUGCAUGAAAUAGAAUUUAGUCAAAUAAAAAUUUUUGGUCACUUGGUACUGACUUUUCUCUUUCUCUCUUUUAAACAUCUUAUUUUUGGAAAAACACUGUAGACUUUUUGUGGAAAGUUUGUUGAUUAUUUUUCAAAUGGUCGUGAUUUAAUCAAAUCAUGAUUUUUAAAGCUGAGUCAUGUUUUAAAGAAUUUUAAUUUGGCUUCAUCCCCAGUCAUAACUCUCUCCUUGCUUCUUUGGUGUGAUAGUUUUGAGAUGCUUGAGCACCUAAUAGAUUUGUGAUUGAAUUGGCUUCAUUGUUACCAACCAAGUCUGCUUUGUGGGGCCAUUAACAUAUUGUUGGUAGGAGUUGUUCAGGCUAUUCUGGAUAUUAUUUGGUAAAGUAUAUUAAAAGCCUUAAAACCAUCUGCACUGUUUGACCCAGUAAGCCACUUCUUUGACAUUAUCCUAAAGAUACAAGUCUUGUGUUCAUCACGAUGUUACUCAUAAUAUCAAAAAAUCGCAAGUAAUAUAAAUGAACAAUUGAGAGAUGAUUAAAGAAAUGAUGGUGCAUCAUAUGGUAGAAUAUUACACAUAUAUUUUAAAAUAUUUUCCAAGAAUGCUUGGAAACGUUUAAUAAUGUUAAGUAGGGGGCAGACCCCAAAUCUGUUUUAUACAUUAUCAUCGUUUUGAGUGGAAGGCCCUUCACAGAGGCUGAGAGUUCUUGUUCUGGCUAUAUGAGUGUACAAUUCAGUUGCAGAUAUUAUAAACCCAUGUUCAAUAUAUUGUCUGGGAAAUAGCAAUUGAAAUAUGUUUUUCUCACAAGAGAAACACAAUUUUAAUGAAUGCACUAAAUGAAUUUAAACUUUGUUUUUAUAAAGGUCUUAAGUCAGGUGCUACAAAUUGAAAAGAAGACUCAUGGUAUUUUAAUUGCUAUAGACACCUUUAAGAAAUUUAGAACCUAUUGUUUAUUGCCAUGCAAAUUACAAUCUUGAAUGAAUGUUUUUUAAAAUAAUUAAAAUCUUAGAAUGUGUAGUAAAGAUGUAAAUUAAAAAGAAAUUCUGCAUUAACUGUGAAUUUUACUAAAUAUGAUGAUUAUCUGGUGAAGCAAAUUUAUCCAUCAAGACCAGUUGGUAUGUGUUAUAUAUGCUGUUGGUGCUGGAAGAUGUCUCUGUGUCUGUAUCAACACAUGUGACUUCAUGUAAAGAUUCUUAAUGUUCACAGUUCUUGGCAAAUGCAGUUUCAAUCCAUAUAUAGCCAGCAGUGGAUGUUACUGCAGGAAAAUGCAGGAUUAAAAUUGUCCUUGUGUA